CUGUCUUCUUCCUCAUCUCAUUCACUCACUCCCUGUGUCCCCUCGGUGUCAUGCUUCCCUUAAACUGGUCGACUCACCCUAGCUACGAUAGAUAACUAAUCUAUCUACUUUGGGCCACGAUGGCCGUCCAGUCGAAGCUCCUUCUCCCCCUACCGCCCGAGCGAUGGUCCAUACCGUUACGUCAACUCCUCUCCCGAUUCACCUCCCUCUACCUCCGCCACCGCAAACAGGUCUCCCGAACCGUCUACCUCGCCCUCUUCGCCGCUCUCGCCAAGCGCAUCCACAAUGCCAUCUCCGAGCAGAAAGCCGCCUCCCAACAGCAGGCAGAGAUGCGGAGCAAACGGCCCGGAACCAGCAGUCUCGGCGACGGCGGUAACGGCAACGGCGCCGGCGCCGGUGAAAUACCCCGGAAGAAGGUCGAAGUGAAUCGCGAGUUCUUCCGGAACCUCUUUCGACUGCUGAAGAUUGUGAUCCCGGGGUGGAGGAGUAAGGAACUGCGGUUGUUAUUCGGCCAUAGUGUGUUUCUCGUGCUGAGGACAUUAUUGAGUCUGUAUGUCGCCGAGCUGGACGGGCGGUUGGUGAGUAAUCUGGUGAGGGGCAAGGGGAAGGAUUUCUUACUGGGAUUGGUGUGGUGGAUGAUUGUUGCUGUGCCGGCGACGUUUACGAAUUCGAUGCUCUCAUACCACCAAUGCAAGCUGGCUCUCAGCUAUCGCAAGCGUCUCACCGACUAUAUUCAUGAGAAGUACCUCUCGAACAUGACGUUCUAUGCCAUCUCCGCCCUCGACGAUCGCGUCAAGAACCCCGAUCAGCUCAUCACCGUCGACGUGUCUCGCUUUUCUGACAGUCUGGCCGAGCUAUACUCCAACCUGGCCAAGCCAGUUCUCGACAUGGCGAUCUACAACUACUCGCUUUCGAAAAGUGUUGGCGGCGAGGGUCUUUUCCUCAUGAGCCUUUUGGUGCAGAUCUCGGCCAACGUCAUGCGGGCUCUCACGCCGCCCUUCGGGAAAUACGUGGCUGACGAGGCUCGUCUGGAAGGAGAGUUCCGGUUCCUCCACUCGCGCCUACUUGACUAUAGCGAGGAGAUUGCGCUAUACCAUGGCCAUGAGGCAGAGAAAGACACGCUCGACAAGGGUUAUUUCACUCUCAUCAAGCAUGUCAAUCGCAUUCUUCGGAGACGUCUUUAUCAUGGCUUCAUGGAAGAUUUCGUGAUCAAGUACUUCUGGGGCGCUCUGGGCCUAGUCCUCUGCAGUAUCCCUGUCUUCUUCAAGAUCCCCGGCCAAGUCACGCAGACCAUGGGUGACCGUACCGAAAGCUUCGUAACGAACCGUCGCAUGCUCCUCUCCUCCUCCGACGCAUUCGGCCGCCUCAUGUUCUCCUACAAGGAAAUCUCCGAACUGGCCGGCCACACAGCACGAGUUUCGACCCUGUUAGAAGUCAUGGACGACCUUCAAUCCGGCCACUUCGAGAAGAAGCUCGUCUCCUCCGCCACCGACUCGACCUCCGACCACGCGGCGACCCUCUCCUCGCGCGGCACCGUCACCGAAACCGCCGACUCGAUCGAGUUCCAGAACGUGCCCAUCAUCUCCCCGAACGGCGACAUCCUCGUGCGCGCCCUCUCCUUCACCGUCCACCCAGGCGACCACCUCCUGAUCGUCGGCCCCAACGGCUGCGGCAAGUCCUCCCUCUUCCGCAUCCUGGGCGGCCUCUGGCCCGUAUACGGCGGCACCGUGCACAAGCCGCCACCAGACCAGAUCUUCUACAUCCCGCAGCGACCGUACCUCUCGCGCGGCACCCUCCGCCAACAGGUCAUCUACCCGGACAACCUCCGCGAGAUGCGCGCCAAGGGCAUCACGGACGACGACCUGUACGAGAUCCUGUCGGUGGUCGAGAUCGCCGGCGUCGUCGACCGCCCCGGCGGCUGGGACGCCGAGGAGGAGUGGCGCGACGUCCUCUCCGGCGGCCUGCAGCAGCGCAUCGCCAUGGCCCGCCUCUUCUACCACCGCCCCCAGUACGCCAUCCUCGACGAGUGCACCUCCUCCGUCACCCUCGAGGUCGAGCGCAUCAUGUACGAGACCGCCAAGCGCCUCGGCAUCACCCUCAUGACCGUCUCGCACCGUCGCAGCCUGUGGAAAUACCACCGUCGUAUCCUCCAGUUCGACGGCCAGGGCGGGUAUAUUUUUACCAAGCUCGACUGGGAGCGACGGCUGAAAUUGGAAGACGAGAAAGAAGACCUGGAGCUCCAUCUCCGAGCGGUGCCGGAACUGCAGAAACGCAUGGCCGAGUUGAGUGCCUGAGGGACGGGCGGGUCGGAUACAUAUACACUCGUCUUUUCGUUUCACUUGGAUAUAGAUCCUUAUCGUUAUGCAUCUAGCUGUAUCUCCC
Messenger RNA from Aspergillus homomorphus CBS 101889, 2382 nucleotides. RefSeq names its product ATP-binding cassette long-chain fatty acid transporter PXA2. Lineage: Eukaryota; Fungi; Ascomycota; Eurotiomycetes; Eurotiales; Aspergillaceae. Gene Ontology annotation, biological process: fatty acid beta-oxidation; long-chain fatty acid import into peroxisome; very long-chain fatty acid catabolic process. Gene Ontology annotation, cellular component: peroxisomal membrane. The transcript has 4 exons. The coding region runs from base 120 to 2294 and encodes 724 amino acids. The record is from RefSeq and is a predicted model, not a curated record. Gene Ontology annotation, molecular function: long-chain fatty acid transmembrane transporter activity; ATP hydrolysis activity; ABC-type transporter activity.